Aureobasidium vineae is the source of this 696-nucleotide messenger RNA. Lineage: Eukaryota; Fungi; Ascomycota; Dothideomycetes; Dothideales; Saccotheciaceae. The record is from the annotation of a GenBank genome assembly.
AUGACUACGGCUCUUGUCUUUGGUCCAACAGGCGCAGUAGGCUCUCAAAUCUUGGCCACGCUGCUUUCGUCUCCUUCUUGCGCGUCCCUCACAACCAUCUCGCGACGCGCUCCACAAACACAAACUCAACAUUCGAACUUCCAACCUAUAGUGGAGGACGACACUGCGAAAUGGAGUCCUCUUAUUGCUACACUGUCACCAACUCCUUCGGUAGUGUUCAAUGCAGUCGGCACAACCUAUGCCAGCGCCGGAUCAGUUGCCGCGCAAUGGGCCAUUGAUCACGAUUUGUGCGUCGAAAAUGCAAAAGCUGCAAAGGCUGCUGGGGUAAAGACAUAUGUGUAUUGCUCGAGUGCAGGAACAAGUGGAAGCUUGAGUCCGUUCGCUCUCAGCCCAUAUGCGAGAAUGAAGAGGGGCGUGGAGAAUGCUAUCAAAGAAUUGAAUUUUGACAAUGCGAUUAUCCUGCGGCCUGGGAUGAUACUGGGAAGAGAGAAACCGAAGAAUAAGUGGCUUGAGGACAUCUUCGAUGGCUUCAAGAAGCUUUCGCAGGGCUUCCAGGAUAAAUGGGCGCAAGACCAGACAACUAUUGGAAGGGCGGCAGUAGCGGCCGUGAAAAUGGUGGAAGAGGGUAAGGCUCCAGAAAAGUUCUGGGUGCUAGAACAAUCGGAUAUCGUAAGGAUAGGAAGGGACGAGUGGAAG